AUGGCGGUCGCUCACAAUCUCGCCCUCCCCCUGCUGGUCGCCAGCGACGCAGACACCCUCGUCUAUAUCGACCCCGCGCCCGAAGCGAAAGCCCUCGCGGCCACCAGGCUGAUCAUGCCACAGCUGGGUUUGAACCGAGUACACAGUCAGAAAUUGCUGGAUACGGGGUCCGACUACUUGAAGUGCCUGUUCGACCCGCGCGUUCAAUCACGAGCCAUGCGUCGGCGGUUUCCUUCUGGGUUGCCCUCGGCCUUUCAGAGCAUCAAGUACGUGCUCGACCUGACCCCGCCCGAGGUGGACGAGGAGGCCGUCAUCUUCCUGGCGGAAUUGUCCUGCCCCUUGGGUGUCCGGGUGUGGGCACGAUCUAGAGCGCGCUGGGGGCUGCCCAGCUCGCGAGUCGAGGGCGUCGACGAGACCGACCCUGCAGACCCGGAGAUGCCCCUGGAAUAUUCCCAGGCGAGACACCGCACAGGCAUCGAGCGCGUGCUACACGCCCUGGAAGGCCAGGACCCCUGCCUCGACACGCCGUGCAAGAUGUGGACGUUCUUCGCCCUCGCGCGGCUCUUCGGGGUCGCCGCCGCGCCUCGUGCCUUUGACCACAUCCUCUCCUGGUUCUUUGAGCCGAACAACGCCACAUUUAUCCAGGUGAAUCCGGAGCUCACGUACCGUAUCGCCUGUGGCAUCCGGUAUCCAGUGCUCUGCCGUGACGCCUUCGCCAUUCUCGUCGGCGAGGAGGCCCUUCACCUGCUGCUUGAUGACCAGUCGCAGGGCCGCCCGCGUGCCCAGGCGACCCGGUAUGGUCGUCUGCGCGAGACGCUCGACGACACGGAGCUGCAGCGCAUCGAGUACGCCAGUAAAAGUUUCCUCGACCAUGUCCUCGACCGCUUCGUCUACCUCGCCGGCACCACAAUGCCCUGGCUGGAAACGCUCCCCGAGUACCGCAAGAUCUUGGACUUUUCCCCAGCCACCCAGGAGCAGCAAGUGGUUGUCGUCGCUCUCGUCGACACGGCCAAGAGCUACAUCCGUGCGUUAAUCUACCAGAUGCUGCGCCCGCAAAAGGUCUUGCCCCUGGUGGGAUUAGUCACCGGCACACUGAAGGAUGGAAGCUUCCAGGACUAUCCCGGCGCGACCUUGCUGACGGCGUAUAAUAGAAUGCCAAGCUUAGCUCGCAUCCUGACCCGGACUUCCUGGGAGAAUCUCGUCUCCGACACUCUCGCGAGCGAUCAGGAGCACCUGUACAUUCGGAAAACCUCUCUUAGAAUCCCGGAACACGCAGGCCUUUCCGCGACUCUCACAGAUCAACUCUGCCUGGAAACCCGACCCGUGCUUGUCAGCGAAGUGAGCGAUGCCACAGAGGCUUUUCGCGAGAUCUCCUUCGUGCAGUCUGGGACUGAAAGACAGCAACGACUCCGACUAUUCUCCUGGCCUCAGCUCAUUACCGAGGUCACCGCCUACGUCAACGAAUUCGCACAGGGUAUGCUCGCCUUCCCCGAAGCAGAGAGCAAGUCGUACGGCUUCCGCUUCGCCAUCACCGCCACGCUCACCUGUCUGACGGAGAAUGAGUUCCAAUUCCUACCUCUAUGGGCUGGGGGUAAUGACGACGGCACGGGAGGCGUCUUCCAGGGUCCCCCGGUUCCUCUUAUGGAGACCGGGGGGUUUUCGGCCCCAGGUCCCUCGGUGCACACGGGGAGUGUCGCAGCCACGUCGGAUCUAAAUGAUGACGACGACUUUAGUGAGAUUCACCCGGAUGACGCGGUGAGCACGGUGCUAGGAGCUUCCCAUCGGGCUACGGAGGGACACACGGACGAAGUUGUCUCUGUCAAUGAAGAAGUCGUCCUGGUUGAGGCGUUGGAAGGAGAAGCCCUCGAUUGGAGCCAGCUGGAUCAUGUCUCGAACCAUCUUGACUUGGACGGGAGUGACGACGAUACCAUUAUGGGAUCACCGGAGACUGUUGGGCUGAGUGAUGGCGAGCUGGUCGAUGAUUCGGAUGAUGACUGGAAUGAUGAGCAUGAACAUGAUGAGUAUGAGCAUGAUGAAGAGAUACCAUAA
Molecule: messenger RNA, 2049 nt
Organism: Penicilliopsis zonata CBS 506.65
Lineage: Eukaryota; Fungi; Ascomycota; Eurotiomycetes; Eurotiales; Aspergillaceae
Exons: 1
Coding region: 1-2049 (682 amino acids)
Source: RefSeq, a predicted model, not a curated record